Molecule: messenger RNA, 1857 nt
Organism: Quercus robur (English oak)
Lineage: Eukaryota; Viridiplantae; Streptophyta; Magnoliopsida; Fagales; Fagaceae
Product: cytochrome P450 94A1-like
Exons: 1
Coding region: 166-1791 (541 amino acids)
Molecular function (GO): iron ion binding; oxidoreductase activity, acting on paired donors, with incorporation or reduction of molecular oxygen; heme binding
Source: RefSeq, a predicted model, not a curated record
CACAUGAAUGUGUAAAAUACAGUAUGUGUGACAGCAUUUUUGGCUACAAUUUAAAAGGCCUUAAUUCUUUUAACAAAACUCCACAUUAAUUGAUUCUCAAAAAAAAAAAAAAAAAACUCCACAUUAAUCUUCAUUGAGGCUUUGCCCUUCUCGCAACAAGAAUCCAUGUUGGACCUCAACCCUUCUUCUCUAAUUCCCUUCUUCACCACCUUAUCUCUCAGCUACCUCUUCAUCCCACUGAUCUUCAUCUUCAUCAUCUUCCACUUCCUCUCAAACUCUCAUCCCCAUUCCAAAACCCCAUGUCCACAAUCAUACCCCAUAAUUGGAAACCUCCCAGGCUUCCUUCGAAACCGCCAUAGAUUCCAUGAUUGGGUCACCGAUAUGCUUUCCCAAACCCCAUCUUCUACUCUCCGAGUCCGUUCCUUCCUUGACCUCUCCCAUGGAAUCGGCACCGCAAACCCCACAAACCUCGAACACUUCCUCCACCUAAACUUCCCAAACUACAUCAAAGGCUCUCGCUUCUACAGCGUCCUCAAUGAACUCCUUGGUGAUGGUAUUUUCAAUGUCGACGGUCAUCUCUGGACUCUUCAACGCAAGAUUGCAAGUCAUGAAUUCAACACCAGAUCACUCAAACACUUCAUUUCUUUCACUGUCAAUUCCGAAAUCUCGAACUCCCUCAUUCCUUACCUCUCUAGCAACGAAGAUAAAGUCAUUGAUCUUCAAGACGCGUUGCAAAGGUUCGGUUUUGACAACAUAUGCCACGUUGCUUUUGGUGUAAACCCCACGUGUUUAGCCUCCGACAACAUGUAUCAGAACUCGCCAAGCUCUAACUUUGUUAAAGCUUUCAAUGUUGCCGUGGAGAUUAGCUCUUUAAGGAUGUUGUCACCACUGCCUAUAAUAUGGAAGAUCAAGAGGUUUCUCAACAUGGGCUCCGAAAAGAGAUACAAAGAAGCACUAAAAGUGAUCAACCACUACGCAAUGGAAAUCAUUAGGUCCAAAGAAGAAGAAGAAGAACAACAACAAGAUGGCAGUGAAGAAUCACUUCGAAAUCAAGACUUGCUAUCGAGAUUCAUGUACUCCUCGAGCUUGAACACACAGGAUUUUAAAGACAAAGAACAAAACAGGAAGUUCUUGAGAGAUAUAGUCAUAAGCUUCAUACUUGCUGGGAGUGAAUCAACCUCGACGACCUUGACAUGGUUCUUUUGGUUGAUCUCAGGGCAUCCUCGAUGUGAGCAACGAAUAUACGAAGAGCUGUUGUCAAACUCAUCAAUGGUGCAAGGAAAACAGUGCGGUAAUAUUCUCAGCUAUGAUGAGUUAAAGAAACUCCAUUACCUACACGCAGCCAUAACCGAGUCAAUGAGGUUGUUCCCACCUGUACCGAUGGAGUCAAGAUUAGCGGUGGAUGAUGAUGUUUUGCCUGAUGGGACCUACGUGGGAAAGGGCUGGUUUUGUGAUUACUCAGCUUAUGCAAUGGGGAGGAUGGAGAAGAUUUGGGGAAAGGAUUGUAGGGAGUUUAGGCCUGAGAGAUGGUUAAAUGAUGAUGGGGAUUUUCAGCCGUCGGAUCAGUUUAGGUUCCCUGUGUUUCAUUGUGGGCCCAGGAUUUGCUUGGGUAAAGAGAUGGCUUAUGUUCAGAUGAAGUCUGUGGUGGCAGCUUUGAUGUUUGAGUUUGAGAUCAUGGCUAUUGAUGGUGGUGCGAGUCCAGAGAAGAUGAUGAACCCGCCUUACAUGCUAUCACUACUAGUUAAGAUGAGAGGUGGAUUGCCUGUGAGGAUAAAGAGGAGACAGCAAUGACUGACACAUGAAAGGCGGGUAGGAAAUUGUGUGGUGGGCAUCAAAUCUAGACAUGGCAAAACGGGU